Messenger RNA from Coturnix japonica (Japanese quail), 471 nucleotides. RefSeq names its product RNA polymerase II, I and III subunit L (gene POLR2L). Gene Ontology annotation, cellular component: RNA polymerase III complex; RNA polymerase I complex; RNA polymerase II, core complex. The record is from RefSeq and is a predicted model, not a curated record. Gene Ontology annotation, molecular function: zinc ion binding; DNA binding. Lineage: Eukaryota; Metazoa; Chordata; Aves; Galliformes; Phasianidae. Gene Ontology annotation, biological process: transcription by RNA polymerase I; transcription by RNA polymerase II; tRNA transcription by RNA polymerase III.
CCGCCCGUGUCCCCCCGGUGCAGUGGGAGCGGCCGUAGGGCUGCGCUCGGGCAGCUGCAGGAGGAAGCGGCGCUGUGCGAACCAUGAUCAUCCCGGUGCGAUGCUUCACGUGCGGCAAGAUCGUGGGCAACAAGUGGGAGGCGUAUCUCGGGCUCCUGCAGGCGGAGUACACCGAGGGAGAUGCCCUGGAUGCCCUCGGAUUGAAGCGCUACUGCUGCCGCAGGAUGCUCCUGGCACACGUGGAUCUGAUUGAGAAGCUGUUGAAUUACGCACCGCUGGAGAAAUGAGAGUUGAUUGACCCAGCCACCAGCUUCUCCCAAGGAAAUAAAUGAAGGCCGACAUCCACUUCACAGCUACAGCUUACAUAUGUAGAUGUUUCUCUUUAAUUACAUACAGGUUGUUAUUGGUUUCUUUUUGUGAACUUUAGGAUGCUUUUGCCCGUAAAAAAUAAAUGUGUUUUAUGAAAUACAA